Molecule: messenger RNA, 4731 nt
Organism: Dioszegia hungarica
Lineage: Eukaryota; Fungi; Basidiomycota; Tremellomycetes; Tremellales; Bulleribasidiaceae
Product: putative cation transporting ATPase
Exons: 16
Coding region: 1-4731 (1576 amino acids)
Biological process (GO): intracellular calcium ion homeostasis
Cellular component (GO): membrane
Molecular function (GO): ATP binding; ATPase-coupled monoatomic cation transmembrane transporter activity; P-type ion transporter activity
Source: RefSeq, a predicted model, not a curated record
AUGUCUCUCCUACCCCUCCACUCGGACAAUGGAGGCCCGUCGUCAGUCCCCGCUCCCCGGCCAAACGGCGACAAGGGCAAACAACCCGCCGCCGGUGGGACCGACGAAGCUGGGAAGCAGGGCUAUGACUAUACCGAGAAUGCUCCCCAGGCCGUCGUCGAUGCCAUCUUCAUCGAGCGGAAGAGGGAGGAAGAGGAGGGUCCGCCGGAUAUGAUGGUCGGAAGCUGGGCGAGCUGGAUGAACAACGAUGGAGCAGAUAGGGGAAUCUUCCCAUCCUCUGUGACGCGGGCGCCACAUCGUCCAAACUCUCGGAGAGGCAGUAUGGCUUCACGGCGGUCCAGCUCGUUCAUCCGGCCACCGGGACUGCACAACCGACAGCGGUCCUCUCAGGACCUCCUGCAAUCGCCCGUCUCUGGCGUCUUUGUACAGGACUCAGAGGACGAGCUCUCGCCCACCUUCGAGCACCGGCCACUACCUCCGCGUGCUUCGGGGUCAUACCAAGCGGGGAUGGCCUCUCCCAGGCGAUUCGAGGGCAAGCGAAAGCACCGUGCACCGAGCACUUCUCAAGACGGGUACUUUGACCGGCGAGCGGGACGGAGGGAGGAGGAGAGUGAGGCGGGCAGCCCAGAGAGUCCAGUCAAGGGGACCGCUCUGAGCAAGAUCGUCUCGUAUAUGGGAUUCGGACGGCAUGAGGGCGAGGAAGAUGGGGAUGAAGAGCAAGGACCGAGUCGGCGCCGCUCCGUCUCUCGCUCGAGGGGGUCAUUCGACUCGCAGGACUCUCGACCACGCUCCCGGUCGUCCAGCUCGUCAGGAUGGGGUCUGUCGGACGAGGAUGACGACUUUUCAGACCGACCGGAAGGCGAAGAGGGUUACACCUCGUCCCUUGCGGAUGAUACGUCACUACCGCCACAAUCUCGACCCGGCUCGCCAACCCUUCCGCUCAUCCCCCAGACGGGUGACGAUAUCUUUGGCGAGCGCGGUGGGCGGAUGUCGGAAGACUUUGAGCCAAAAGACUUUGCCAGUACCACCGUGCCGUCCCGCCAGACCAUCUUGUUGCCGGACGAAGAUUUGUCGAUCCGCUUCACUUGCUACCGCACAGAUCCAUUCCGGAACCUGCUUUGGUGGUUGGGUUGUAUUUUCACCUUUGGUAUCCUGGGUCUGGUAGGGCGCUGGGUGCCGAGAACAUGGGUCCGAUUCUGCGGAAAGGAGACCGCGUUCGAUGAGGCCAAGGAAGGAUCAUGGCUCGUUGUCGAGACCCCCUUCGGCGACCUGCACGUCAUUGACCUCCAAAUCAUCCCCUACCCCUACCCCCUCUCUACCGUCUUCCCCCAAGCCAUCAUCCCGGGUGCAUCCGGUUCCCGCGCCGCCUCCAUCCGAAGCCAUCCACGAAUGAACGCCGUCGGCUCUCCCGCCGCCGCCCAGAUCCCCACGCACGCCAUCAAUGGCGAGCCAGGCGGAGUCGGCGCUGCCAAGGAUCUGACGCAGGAUCUCGAGCCGGGGAAGACGACGUGGGAGGAGACGAUGGGGUUCUUGAAGAUCAUGGAGUAUAGGUAUACCCGCUUCGCGCUCGAGCCGGGAACGGGCAGAUGGGCUAUGAUCAGGGAUUGGCGGGAUCCGAGGUGGUCUAGCGCGAGAGCGGUCGCUCAUGGUCUGGACAGCGGAACGAGGGAGCAGCGGAGGGUGUUGAUGGGUGGGAACUUGAUUGAUAUCGCGUCCAAGUCGGUCGGAGGGCUGUUGGUGGAUGAGGUCCUCCACCCCUUCUACGUCUUCCAAAUCGCCUCAAUCGUGCUCUGGUCCCUGGACGACUAUUACUACUACGCCUUCGCGAUCGCCGUCAUCAGUAUAUCAAGUAUCCUGAGCACGCUCAUCGAGACAAAGCGGACCAUCGAGCGGAUGAGGGAAAUGUCACGGUUCCACUGCGACAUGAGUGUUUUGGUAGAUGGGGAAUGGGAACGGCGCGACUGCGAAGACCUCGUCCCCGGAGACAUAUUCGACGCCUCAGACCCCACCCUCGCUGUCGUCCCAUGCGACUCCCUCCUCCUCUCCGGCGACGCCAUCGUCAACGAGUCGAUGCUCACUGGCGAGUCGGUCCCCGUCUCCAAGAUUCCGGUCAAGGACGACAGUCUCCGGGUCAUGUCCCGCGAAGCCAAGCAGGGGAGUAGCGAGAUUGAUAAUGAUCUGGCAAAACAUUACUUGUUUUCGGGGACCAAGAUCAUCCGCGUUCGAGCUGGAGCGAGACCGUCGUGGGCGCCUAAAAGCGAGGAACCGGUCGCGUUGGCAAUGGUCACUCGGACGGGGUUCAAUACGACCAAGGGGGCGCUGGUCAGGAGCAUGCUGUUCCCAAAGCCGAUGGGGUUCAAGUUCUAUCGCGACUCGAUGAACUUUAUCGGAGUAUUGGCUAUGAUCGCUGGGCUUGGCUUUGCAGUCAGCGCGGUCGGCUUUGUCCAGAUGGGCAUCGCCUGGCAUACCAUCAUGCUCCGCGCCCUCGACCUGAUCACCAUCGUCGUCCCCCCUGCCCUCCCCGCCACUCUCACCAUCGGAACCACCUUCGCCAUCGAGCGUCUCCGCAAAAAGGGCAUCUUCUGCAUCUCCCCCAAUCGCGUCAAUAUCGGCGGCAAAAUCAACGUCAUCUGCUUUGACAAGACCGGGACGCUCACCGAGGACGGUCUGGACGUACUCGGUGUCCGCACUAUCGAUAAGCACGAGGGCCGAUUCUCGGAAUUACACGGCGACGUCACUGAAGUCCCUGCUACCGGUGGACCGAAAGGCAAGACCCCCCUCCUUUAUGCUUUGGCGACAUGUCAUGCCCUCCGCCUGAUUGAUGGGGAGGUUAUCGGUGAUCCGCUGGAUAUCAAGAUGUUCGAGUACACUGGUUGGACGCUGGAUGAGGGGCAGAGUCGGAUCGUCAGUAAGGGCAAGUCGGCGGGCGAGGCUCGGCCGCAGGCGCUUGUGCAGACUGUGGUGAGGCCGCCAGGGUCGGAGAAGUGGAAAGUCGAGGAUGCGAUGCGGGUGGGGGCGAAGCACGCCCAUUUCCUCGAAUUGGGUGUCAUCCGGACAUUCGACUUUGUGUCUGCCCUUCGACGAAUGAGCGUCAUCGUGAAACGGCUCAAGUCGACCAGUAUGGAGAUCUACGUCAAGGGCGCUCCUGAAGUUAUGCCUGAUAUCUGCGAUCCUGCUUCCUUCCCGAAUGAUUACGAAGACAUGCUUUCAUAUUACACCAGGAAUGGUUUCCGAGUAAUCGCUAUCGCCGGGAAGAGCGUCGAGGGGAUGACUUGGCUCCGAGCGCAGCGUAUGAGGCGUGAACAAGCAGAGUCCGAUCUCCAGUUCCUCGGCUUCAUCGUCUUCGAGAACAAGCUCAAGCCCAACACUGCGCCCAACAUCCAUACCCUUCGUGCCGCUCACCUCGCAUGCCGGAUGGUCACUGGCGAUAACGUCCGGACCGCCAUCUCCGUCGCUAGGGAGUGCGGUCUCGUCUCGCACUCUGCUUCCGUCUACAUCCCAACAUUCGUUCCUGGGACGGGCACCGGCGAAGGCGCCAGCCUUGACUGGGCUAGCGUCGAUGAUGAACGAAGCAAGCUGGACGAGUACACCCUCAAGCCGGUCGUACACGAGACGGAGGGACUAGGCGUCGACGCUGGCGAGAUGGAUAUGAAUGAUUAUCAGCUGGCGCUGACGGGAGACGUCUUCAAGUGGAUGUUGGACUUUGCCGAGUUGGAAACUAUGGAGCGGAUGCUCGUCAAGGGAGUCAUCUUCGCCCGGAUGUCGCCAGACGAAAAGGCUGAACUGGUCGAAAGGCUCCAAGGACUCGGAUAUACCGUCGCGUUCUGCGGAGAUGGAGCAAACGACUGCGGGGCCCUCAAAGCUGCCGAUGUGGGCGUGUCGCUUUCUGAGGCGGAAGCGAGUGUGGCCGCGCCGUUCACGAGUCGGAUUCCGGACAUCAGCUGUAUGGUCGAGAUCAUCAAGGAGGGGCGGGCGGCGCUUGUCACCAGUUUCAGCUGCUUCAAGUACAUGGCACUGUAUUCGAUGAUUCAGUUUACGACUGUAACGCUGUUGUACUCGUUCGCGUCUAGUCUUGGCGACUUCCAAUUUCUCUACAUCGACCUCUUCGUCAUCAUCCCCAUCGCGGUAGCUAUGGGCCGGACCCUCCCUUUCCCCAAGAUCCACCCCAAGCGCCCGACUGCAUCCUUGGUCUCGAAGAAGGUGUUGACCAGUAUCAUUGGGCAGAUCGCCAUCAACUCGGUUGCGCAGAUCUUUGUGUUUAUCUGGGUCAGGCAGCAGUCUUGGUACACUGCCCCCGAUGUCAACAGUGACAAGCUCGAGACGUUCAAUUAUGAGAAUACCGCCCUCUUCUUGUUGUCAUGCUUCCAGUACAUUCUCGUAGCUGGCGUAUUCAGCGUGGGCCCGCCAUACCGCAAGCCCAUCUACUCGAACAUCUGGCUUAUGAUCUGCCUAAUCGGCUUAGGCGGUUUCAGCACCUACGUCCUCCUCGCCCCUACCGCCUGGAUCGCCAACAUCCUGGAUAUCAUCGAUCUCCCCUUUUCCUUCCAACUUCAACUUUUGGCCGUCGCUAUUGUCAACAUCAUCCUCUGCUUUGGGUUUGAGCGGUACGCUGAACGACCGAUCGCGCGGGUUAUUGCGUAUACGAAGCGGGCGUGGAGGAGGCGGACGAAUGGAGGGAGGCGACAUGGAGGGGAGGUGCAGUAUAAGAUUAUCGAGGGGAACAUGCGGUAG